Messenger RNA from Ruditapes philippinarum (Manila clam), 1354 nucleotides. RefSeq names its product lamin-1-like. The transcript is spliced from 2 exons. The annotation marks the transcript as partial. The record is from RefSeq and is a predicted model, not a curated record. Lineage: Eukaryota; Metazoa; Mollusca; Bivalvia; Venerida; Veneridae.
CGGGGAUUCCGUGACAUAUUUAUAAAUAGUUCAGAAAUAAUGUUCCAUUGGCCGGUUGUAACUUAAAUUAUUAUUUAAAAUGCGAGUAGAGUUGUUUUCUUGGAAAACAUAAAAUAUUUUACAUUUUGGAGUAAAAUGACAAUAAAAAUUCUGAUAGUUUAAUAUUUCGACCCAAUGACGAAGAAUAUAAACACGUUUAAAGGAAUAAUAACAUAUCAAUUAAAUGAGAAAUUUCUUGGGACUAACAAAUACCAGCAAAGUUUAGCGGAAUUUAUUUUGAGGAGGAAUUCGUUACCAGGAUGCGAUUUAUAAAAUGAUGAAAUGAUGUUUUUCUUAGUAAGCUUGGUAAUUUGAUAACAUGUCCUUACAAAUGAAGGAGUUUCAACUUCACCCGGCAUAAUUUGGUUAUUUUGUUACAAAUUUAACAUGCACCGUAUACGGUUUAAAGUGUCACUAGUGUUUGUGUUAGGUUUUGCGGUGGGAAUUGCGGGUGAACCUUCUUCUUCGGAAGUAAGCUGUCAGUUCAAACAUGGCAAGUGUACCUAUGACAUUUACCUUAACCAUGCAGAGGCAUGCGCUCCAUCGAGGCAGACGACAUUUGAGGAAACUAAUUCUUUCUUAAAACCUCAAGAAAUCCGACUACCUGCCGAUGAAAAGAUGACAAAAAUGCAAAAAGAUUUUAACGUUGUGAAAUCCGAUCAUGAAAAUAGAAUCAAAGAGCUCGAAAGUUCUAUACAGAAAGUACUCAGGAAUGCAAUUCAAUUGCAGCCUGUUAAGUAUUCGAAUAACCAUGUACAAGUUGAAUCCACUUCUCGUCAUGGAAACCUUAUAGAAACCAAACAACCAAACCAGGAAGGUUCGGGGAAUAUUCUUCUCCUACAAUUGCAAAAUCAGUUCAAUGCAAUGAGAACAUCUCUUAGUCAAAGAACAGCUGAUCUAUUAGAAACAAGAAAUAAACUUAAUGAAACAUCUGAUUUGCUGACAGCUGCACAGAGACAGUCAUUUGAAUCAAACUCAAAGCUGGUUGAUCUGGAGACAAAUUCUGCCGUUUUAGAACGAGAAAACAGAAUCUUAAAAAAUAAAUUUAAGGACAAAAGUGAACGAUUAGAAUAUGCUAAUGAGCAAUUAAACAUUACCGAAACGAAACUGAGAAAUAUUGAAAACCAGUUGUAUGACGUUGUACGCUCGGAAAACAACUUAAAAGAAGAACUGGAAACGCUGAAAAUUAAGUUGAAGAAAACUGAGGAAAAACUUGAGAGUUUACAAAAGAACCACACAGAAUUACAUGCCAAAUAUAAAAGAACUAGGACGACACUGAAGAUCCGGGAUGUAGAACUCAUAGAAUGUUACUCAG